Chilo suppressalis (striped riceborer) is the source of this 1225-nucleotide messenger RNA. The record is from the annotation of a GenBank genome assembly. NCBI's taxonomy places the organism in Eukaryota, Metazoa, Arthropoda, Insecta, Lepidoptera, Crambidae.
GGCGGAAUAGGUUGUGUGAUUUUGAAAUUUCAGUUCUAUUUAUUUUUAUUAAAUUUCUUUUAUUAUUAAGAUUUAAAACUUAAUCAGUAAAGAAAUCAAAUAUCUUUGUAUUUAGACAAUAACAUUGCCUUUAAUAAAUUAGCCAUUGAACUAAAUUUUCUGUUAUCAAAAUGCAAGAAACCGUUACGACCAACAACGAAAGAAAAUCCUUGUUUUCCUCAUUUCUCGAGGUCCUGGAGGUCCGAGAAAGGCAAGCUCAAGCAGAUAGGCAAUUGCAAGAAGAGAAAUAUUUAAGGAGAACGCAAAAAAUAUACGAUUACCAUGAGCGUCAGCGACGCGAGGCGGUGGAGCUGCGUCGUUGCCUGGACUACGUGUCUCAGCACGCGCACGUGCUGGAGUCCGUGCUGCGGGGCGGCGGCAGUGCCGGCAGCGGCGGGGGCGGAGGCGAGGGAGUGCCGCUGAGCGCGUCGCUGGUGCGGCAGGCGGCGGCGCUGCAGCGCUGCAUGGCGCAGUGCGUGGCCAACGCCGCGCGCAUCCGGCACCUGCUCACCGCCACGCACCAGCCGCAGAUGGACUCCAUGCUCGCCAAGAUGGAAGCGGAGCUGAGUGCGUGGACUUCUUUCCUGCAGCGCGCCGUGGAUGCCACCUGCAACACUGAGGUGGUUAUCGACAACCUGCACAAUAUGAUCGCGGAGCAGCGGCGGUGCGUGCGAGAGGUGUCCUCUUCCACGGUGUUCACUUCCAUGUGCGAGCCCAGUCCCGUAGCGGAGGCCAGCGUGGAGGCCGACGGUGCUCCGGUGAGCUGCGACUCCCCGCUGGAGCGACGCGCCCCCUCCGCUGGCGCCGUGUGCAGCACCCCCAUAGCGCGGGACUAGCCCGCACUCGCCCGUGCCCGCCGUGCCUACCGCGCCCUGUGCGAGCCCGCUCCAGGUUGGCUAUGUCUCCCGUACUUCACGCGAACGAACCAUGACGACGUCUAGACUGAACGCGUCUUCGAUUCUGUGGGAAGAGCUUUUUUUCGCGUUUCAGCCGACCCUACGGCGAUUCGAUGUGAAAAUAUAUUAUUAAACUAGCUGACUCGGCGAACUUCGUACCGCCCAAAAGUAAUAAUUUGCAAUAAAUUAAAAUUGCGACUAUAAUUUGAGAUUUAAACUAUCCUAUCUCUCAAGUUGGAUCGAACUGCACAUGGUGUGCGAAUUUUAUUAUAAUCGGUUCAGUGGUUUAG